CACAUUACAAGAAAAAACCAAAUAUUAAAAAAAAUGGGAAACUCUUUACGAUGCAUAUCGCAAGAACAAGAUCCAAACCAGAAGAAACCUAGUUCCGUCGUCAACGGUAAUAGCUCGGAGAAACACGUUCGGAGGCUGUCUCUAAUACCAUCUUUCCGACGCCGGACAUUACUUCCAUCUCUCUCUUGCUCUGGAUCCUCAACUUCGUCGACGUCCAAGAAAGGAGGGGUCAAGACAAAGAAGAAGAUCAGAGAAAGACACCACCAAGAGCAUCAUCAUGAUCACGAGAAAGACUCUCUAAUUCAAGAACAAACCUUAGCCGCCACUAAUAUCCUCUUUAGUCAAACGCCUCGUAACAGCAACUCUGCUCCUCCUUUCCGACGCUCCACCUCUGUCGUUUACACUCAGCCACCUCAGGCCGCUGUAGCCGCCUCCGUAGGUUCCGUUUCCGGUGCCUUGACUCCUAAGAAAUCCACUUAUGGAUACGUUAGAAGCUCUAGCAAUAGGCAGAGAUCAAGCACCGAUCCUGUUCUUAAACCCAAUCAGCUCCUAGACAAGGCAAUCGACGCCGUUGACUUGACCGGUUCUGGUGUCAGCUCUUUCGAUACCAACAACAUCACUAGCCUCGCUCAAUACGUCAAGCCACUCCUCCACUUCUUCGACACCCUCAAACCCACCGAGAAGGUGAUAUUAGUGGGGCAUGAUUUUGGAGGGGCUUGUAUGUCUUAUGCCAUGGAGAUGUACCCUUCUAAGAUCUCGAAGGCUAUUUUCAUCUCUGCUGCUAUGUUGGCUAAUGCCCAAAGCACUCUUGAUCUCUUUAACCAACAGCCUGACUCAAAUUAUGAUCUGAUGGAACAAGUCCAUCUAUUUCUGUACGCCAACGGCAAAAAGAACCCUCCAACAGCCGUCGAUUUCGACAGAUCAUUGCUUAGAGACUUUUUCUUUAAUCAGAGCCCUCCAAAGGACGUUGCAUUAGCGUCGGUAUCUAUGAGACCAAUCCCAUUCGCGCCAGUGGUCGAAAAGCUUCACGUGUCGGAGAAAAACUAUGGUUCAAUCCGACGGUUCUACAUCAAAACCAUGGAGGAUGAUUACGCUGUACCGGUUUCUCUACAAGAUGCAAUGAUCAAAUCGAAUCCUCCUGAACAAGUUUUCAAUCUCAAAGGCUCUGAUCAUGCACCAUUCUUCUCUCGUCCUCAGUCUUUGAACCGAAUACUCGUCGAGAUUUCUCAAUUACCUCCCAAGAAAUCUUCUUGAUCAAUGUUACCGGUUAUGUAAACCGAACCGGACAUAGGAUCCUGUAAACAUAAAGUUAGAGAUUGUCG
Arabidopsis arenosa is the source of this 1322-nucleotide messenger RNA. The record is from the annotation of a GenBank genome assembly. Lineage: Eukaryota; Viridiplantae; Streptophyta; Magnoliopsida; Brassicales; Brassicaceae.